AUGUCAUUCCGGCGAUUAGUUCUCGCCCGAGCUAUAUGAUCACAUGACAAAAAUAAUGUCAGUCAAAAUGGCGGACAAGGAAAGAAGCAUUUCGCUGUUCCAAUUAUUCAUGUUGGUUAUUAUAGGUGUUUGUCAUGCACAGGAAUUGGUGGUCACACAUGCUCCCAGCUAUGUCACAUUCCAAGAACAAAGGAAGGCUCUACCAACCAGUGAUGUACCAAAUGUCAUCACACAUACUCUAGGCAUUCAGACAGAUAGGGAUAUCACCUGGGAUGGACUUGCCCAAAGCUCACUGUUCAAAAGACCAAAGGCCAAUGUUCUGGUUUCAAUAGUAGGUCACAGUGACCUUGGAAAGAAGCCAUUAGCUGUCAAAAAUCUGGCUCGCUUUCCAAUAAAAAUGGAUGAUCCCAUGGUAGACAUUGCAUCCUUAAUGAACACUCUCCAAGGAACUUUUUUUGAUCAGUCUCCAUUAUUACUUGAUGCUGGGCUUGAUAAUAAUUUUUUUGAUGUCCAUUCUGAUUUUGACGUAUUCCGUAAACUUCCUGAUACAAUGAGGAAAAUGGCAGAUCGCCUUUUGGACUCGGACUCUGUUCAACAGAGGCACACUACAGGUACCCUGAACUCAAGUAGGCCAAGUGACUUGAAACUAAUGGGAGAGCUCCAGCUUAUACAGGAUGUUAUCAACACGGUCAGCAAUUCUCCAGACAUGCUUAAGAGCAAAUCUCCUGAUCUUUUCUCCUUCACCAUCACUGGUCUGAAUGAUAUUGUUAAAAAGCAUGGUGGAAAAUCGCCGCAGGCUGAUGAUGCUCAAAGGUUGAUAUCAGACUUCAUCACAAAGAUGACGGAUGACUUCAGGAAGUUAUAUAAGGACAAUGUAGUUGUGGAAGUGCUGACUGUGAACCCAGGCCUUGGAAUAUAUGUGAGGAAAACCAGAAGUCUGAUGGCAGUUGAUGACUCUAAUGUUAACAUUAACCUCUCUAAGGACUAUGAUGAGAACUACCCAGCCAUUUUUAACAUCAUUCUGUGGUUGAUGAUCGUGAUGUUUGUAGUUAUAUUUGGUGUAUCUUAUGGAAUGUGGAACAUUGACCCUGGUCGGGACAGCAUCAUCUACAGAAUGACAACAACUCGCCUGAAGAAGGAUUAGUCACUUUCUGAUCCAGUCGAGUCACUUUCUGUCUGUAGAGUUUAUAGAUGUGAUCUACUAUUGGCUAAUUCUUUAAAAACAAAUGUACCCUUAUAAGUGAAGAUUUUGAUUGGAUAGUUUAUAUGAUGUUCAUUUUAAUUUUUGAGAGUUGAGAUUGGGUACUUAUAAAUAUACACUUAUCAAUUUAUUCUGUUUGGCUAUUGGUAUCCUGGUAUACUUUAGUUUCCUAUAAUCAAACAAGAGGAGGGAGUUAUUGCAUAUGCCAAGUACCUUAUGUGACCCAAUUGGUGUUAUAAUGGUAAAAAAAGAAUGGAAAUUUUUUGAGAAAUUAUGGAAAAAAUACAAACUGUGUCUGCUGAAAAAUAAAUUAUAGAAAAUUUUCUUCAGGAAGUUUGGGGAAGUGAGUGUAUCUGAUCUCAACCCUCUUGAUUAAACAAUAGUACUGUACAUAAAAUUUCACUGCAUCUUGUUACUUUGAUGAUUGAUAGAAUAGUUCUGCUCUAGUCCAGUUUACAUGUUGAAAUAUAUCAUUGUAUACAUGCAGCAUUGUGAUAUAAUAACGUAUUAAGUAUUCAGUUACAAUUUGUUUAGAGCAUUUUGGAAAUUGUAGUCAUAGCAGAUUCAUUCCACUUAAAAGCAUUCCUUAAAGAACCAUGCACAGAGGCAAAUUAACUGUUGGAAAAUCAACUCUGAAACAAGGCUGCAGUGUUUACUGUUAGUACAUUCAGAUAUAUGGUCUAUGCCUGAGGUUUUAAAGAGAAUUUUGUGACAAAUGAGGACUAUGUACUUGAAUCUGUAACCACAAGUUAUUUACUAAACUCUUCAAAUGUCUGAGACUGAAACAUGUCUAUACUAUAUGCUAAUUCUGUGGAAGAGAUUUCAGCUAAUCAGAUGGCUGUAAACCCUGGCCUUUUCAUCUAAAGGCUUUUGGUUUAAACAAUAUCCUAAAGGCUUCUUACCUUAAACAACAUCUAAUUAUGAAGGGCACAGAAGAGGCUUUUGAAGAGUCUGGCACAGUUAGAGUUAUAUGUGGGUAAUUCAAGAUUUGAUUACGCACACAGUUUUAUGAUUUUGAUAUUUCAAAAGUAUUUGUGUAUAGGUAUGCCAUUGGCCUAAAUUUAUUGUUGUUUUCUUUCUGUUGAAUGUAUUUGUUCUCAAUUUUUCCUCUUCAUAUAAAAAAAAAAUAUUUUUUUUUUUUAAAAAGCACACAUUAAUGCAUUAAACAGACAGUACGGCACAUCUUAUUAAAAAACUGACUUGUAAAAAAAUUUCUGAUCAGGUUCGGAAUUUUUGUACUACUCAUACAUUUUUUUUAUGUAUAAACUUUUAGAAAAUUUCAAAUUUCUCUAUGAAAUAAAUCUAAUUAUUUCAUUAAUAAUAACGUAUAACCCAUAAAUGAAUACAUAGCAAUGUGUUGCUGGGUUCAGCCUUCUAUACUACAUGUAUUAUGCAUGCAUAUAUAUUUACUAUAUACACAAAACACAUGCAGGGUUCGCGAAGAUUCUCCUGGGCAGGUUUGUUAAUAAAAAUAUGUCUUUUCUACUUACCCCAAGUAAUAAUUGUUCAAAGUGUUUAAAAUAACAGAAUUAUUAUUUGUAAGCAUGUAUUUUGUGUGUUUAUCAUAAGAGUUGCUACAUUUACCUAAAUUCAUUUUCUUAGUGAAGCCCCUUGAAGGGUUAUUUGACAUUUGUUUAUUUUGAAAUAAAUUAUCAAUGUAAUGAUGUGUUCUGUUUAGAGUCCCUUUUACCUUGUAUUCCAUGAUGACUGUAGUCGGGCGAAGAUCUUGUAGUUUUCAGCAUGUGUCAACUACUGUCAAUCAAAUUCCAAAUGAUACAAAUACAAUAGAAGAUUCUUCCUGUUUGUACGACCCUUAAAUUUCUCGAAGCACAUAAUUACAUUAAUUAGGUUGGUGAAAGGGAUCUCUCUGUACUUCAACUGUCACAAUCAAUGUUAUUUCUUAUUUCUUAACAAUACAAUGAGUAAAUCUGAAGGUAAACACAAAUGUGUUUUCAGCUGUAUUGUCUCUUUAAAUAAACCUUUUAACAAUUUCAAACCAUUUUUUAUAACAUCAUUCAUUCUGAUCAAUAAAUUAAUAACUGUCAAAGACCUAAUUUUUAAUUUUAUAUAGAAUUAAGAAAACAUGGGUCUGAUCUACUGUAGUAUUCAAAAUUCAGACUAAUAUACUAUGAAGCUAACACAAUUUUCUUAAGGCAAAGUGGGUUUAUAAAUGUUGUUGUAAAUAAAACAUACUACAUGUAUAUUACUAAAGACCCCUAUACAAAAAUAUUAUAAUGUUGUCUCAAACUGUAUGGAGUAUAAAAAGCAAUAAUACAUGUUCUAUAAAAUAUCUUUGAAAUUUAGGAAUAUUCUCGCAAACCUUACUCAACAGACCAUCCCAGCUUGCAGAUAGAGACUGGCAGGGGUCUGAUAUUGAUGAAAAAUCAUGUACGGUACUUUUUUUUCAAAAAGAUUAUUUGUGUCUCAAAAAACUUUUAUUAUACCCCCACAAACAAAGUUGAAGGGGUGCAUUAAAAUCACCCUGUCAGUCUCUCUGUAGACACAGUUUUGUCCCCAAUACAAACUUUUUAACUGCUGCAUGGAAUAGUGUUUUACAUACAUGUAUGUUAUACAUCAUAUGACGAUGUGCACCUGCAAUUUUUAAUAAAUGGGGAACCUUACAUCACACCCCAUGAUUUGACAUAUCUAUGUGAAACUAAUGAUUGAAUGAAAAAAUUGUGUGUUAAACUGUGUCAUUUCCAAUUAUGAAUUGAAUUAUGUUGAAUAAUCCUCAAUAUUAGUUAAUAGAUGCAAUUUUUUUUAUAACGACAGCAGUGUAGAAUAGUAUAUAGUAAUUGGGGAAGUGUAUGUGUAUUUUGGUAUUAGAAAUAUUGAAAAUAAGUGUUAUUUGUUGAUUCAAUCCUCAUUUAUAGAAUUCCUUUUACAUGUACAUUGUAAAUAUAUCUAUCUAUCUAUAUAUACAUACACAAGAAAGUGUAAACGGAGGAAAUAAAAUUCAUACACACUAGA
Messenger RNA from Magallana angulata, 4171 nucleotides. RefSeq names its product renin receptor-like. Lineage: Eukaryota; Metazoa; Mollusca; Bivalvia; Ostreida; Ostreidae. Bases 44 to 1144 code for a protein of 366 amino acids. The transcript has 8 exons. Gene Ontology annotation, cellular component: external side of plasma membrane; membrane. Gene Ontology annotation, molecular function: signaling receptor activity. Gene Ontology annotation, biological process: positive regulation of Wnt signaling pathway. The record is from RefSeq and is a predicted model, not a curated record.